Arachis duranensis is the source of this 867-nucleotide messenger RNA. Its product is annotated as protein FD-like. The record is from RefSeq and is a predicted model, not a curated record. Gene Ontology annotation, molecular function: DNA-binding transcription factor activity. The transcript has 3 exons. The coding region runs from base 12 to 557 and encodes 181 amino acids. Gene Ontology annotation, cellular component: nucleus. NCBI's taxonomy places the organism in Eukaryota, Viridiplantae, Streptophyta, Magnoliopsida, Fabales, Fabaceae. Gene Ontology annotation, biological process: positive regulation of DNA-templated transcription.
GAAACAAAAAAAUGUCUCCAUCGUCAGAGUCUUCAAGUUCCUCUCGUUCUUCGUUCUCAUCAUCUUCGACUUCAAACAAAAGCAGCAGCAGUAUGUCCAUGGAACAUACGUUGAUGCAAACUCACCAUACUCAUCCUCUUCCUCCACCUCCUCCGCCUCCAGUUGUCACUACUCUCAGCUUGAGUUUUUCUGGUGUUCCACUCACUAACGUGCAGCCUCAUCUGCAAAACCAGCAACCUCAUCUGCAAAACCAGCAAAUCUGUGCUAACAACAACGAACUUCUUCCCCGUUUUGAUUCUUUGUCCUCUCUUCUUCGGAGAAAGAGGAUCUGUGAAAACAUAUCAAAACGCAUGAUGAAGAAUCGUGAAUCUGCUGCUAGAUCAAGAGCUAGGAAACAGGCUUAUACACAUGAGCUGCAACAAAAAGUUAAAGAGUUAAUAGCAGAGAACAAUAGACUCAGAAGACAGAAUCAACAACAAAUAGUUGAAAUGGGUUCCAAGAAGGAUCCAAAUGAGAAAAAGGGCAAAAAUAAGCUUCGCAGAAGUGGUAGUAUUUAGUUAAGAAUGAUAGAAGGCCAACAUUUCUAAAUAAAAAUUAGCUAGUAUUAACUCAAAUAUAAAGAAAAAAAUUGUUGGCUUCUAACAAUUGUGUUUUGUGUUAAGCAAAAACACUAUUAGUAUUGCUUAGGUAUUGGUUUGUAUGGUUUGUAAGGUGGUUAUUCUGUGAAGAUAGUAUUAGGAACCAUUAGAUGAUUCAGCCAAAUAUAUUAAAUAAAAUAUAUGAAAUCAUCUAACAGUUCACAGUACAAUUUCACAUGAAGAUAUCUUCACAGAAAUAUACGCCUUGUAAUAUUAUAAGUAGUAUUGU